AUGUUCGUCCCGCGCUGCACGGACACAGACCAGGAGGCCUUCUCCGAGGGGGACGCGGCAGACCCGGGAACAGCCCCAGCCUUCAGGCGUACCGGCGGGGCAACGGCCCCCUCAUCACGCCGCUCGCUGUCCUUCCCCGCCGGGUCCCGCUGUCCCGGAGCCAACGCAACCCCUUACCUUCCUCCAGCGGAGAAGGAGGGAGCGGGAGAACGGCGACAGGCGGCCCGCUCCCCUCAGCCCGCGCCGCCGCACCGGGAGGCGGAGGGACUCGCCAGUCCGCGCCGCCGCUGCCGGCCCGCUGCCAUCACCACCCCGGAACGGCGCCACUUCCGGCAUGAGGGAACCACUUCCGGUUCUCUCCCGACUGCAUCCGGGACGCGGCGGGAGGUGCCCGCCGGGCAGCCGUUGGCUGGCGGCCAUCUUGGCGCGGGCCCGCGCCCCGCUGUGGCGCUAUUGACCUCGCCCAAAAUGGCGGUCGGGUUUCCUGGUGGCGGCCCACGUUCUUCUGCCGCCCCUCAGUUACCGCCCCGGCCCCGAGCUUCACCUCUGUCUCUUGGCCGCAUUUGCCAGGUAGUGACAUCCCAGCUGAUCCAGAAUUAAAAAGUUUUCCAGGUGGCUCUGACCUUCUGUUUAUGUAUGGCUUUCUUCCUGAUGUUACAGCUGCCCCUCUGGUGAUGAGCACUCCCAAUACUGAGCAGCACCAGGGCUCUCCUUUCAGCCUCUCAAAGCUGGAGAAGCUGCAGCACGGUGUGUGUGGUGUGUGCGGGGGAUUUUCAUGCUCCCUCCUCCUGCCUGCAGCCACAUUCCAACAGUGCCAUGUUAGCACAUGACCUGAUCCGGUGGUGAAGACCGACUGGAGAAAGUGAAGGCUGGUAGGCUCAGCCCUUCCUCUUGACUGCCUGCAGCAGAGUUGCAUCUGUCCCGAGGAAAACAAUGUCUUUUAAAAGAAAAAAUAUAAAUAAAAAAACCUACAGGCAGUUGAAAUUAUCUUCUUUCU
Messenger RNA from Numida meleagris (helmeted guineafowl), 997 nucleotides. Its product is annotated as translation initiation factor IF-2-like. The coding region runs from base 1 to 600 and encodes 199 amino acids. The transcript has 3 exons. NCBI's taxonomy places the organism in Eukaryota, Metazoa, Chordata, Aves, Galliformes, Numididae. The record is from RefSeq and is a predicted model, not a curated record.